AUCAAAAUGUACAGUAAAUUUUCGAAAGAUUUUCUAAAAGCGCAUUAUUUUCGAAUUCGUUAAUGUAUAGACAACCACCGGAAAUUGGAUCAUCCUUAAAUUUUAAUUCUAUGAGAUCCUCGAUAUUUCGUAGAAGUGAAAAUAAAUUACCAAAUAUUCCAAAAUACUUGACAGAUUUUGAGAAUGUGUUAAAAAAUAAUUUCGAACCGACUAAAAGCUUGUUUCGUGGCAUUGUCGAAGUAAACGAUGGAUCGGCAGCUGCAAUAUUUGGAUCGGAUUUAAUGAUAUCGUUAUUAAAUUCGUGUGACACAAAGAAAGUUGAUAUCGAUGCAACUUUUUCGGUUUCUCCACGUCAAAUGUCAAUUUAUCAAUUAUACACUGUUCAUAUCCAAAAUCGGGGUACAGUGAGUAUAUAUGAAAAUAAACCAACAUUUUUAAACAAAUUAAUAAAAUGUUUAUUUAAAUAUAAUUAUACUGUCAAUAUCAAUAUUUUUUAAAUUUUUUAGAAUUUUUGUUCAUUAUGGGUUUUAAUGACACGAAAAACCUUACUGUUAUACACUGCCGUAUGGAAAAAGAUUUUGAAUCUAGCUCACAAAUUGAAAGAGAAUUUGAUAGAAAUCAUGUCAGAUUUCGAGACCGCUAUACAAAAGUCAAUAACCAACAGCAUUUCAAAGGAGAUCACAGUUAAAGCAUGCUGGUUUCAUUUCUGCCAGGCAUUGUUAAGGUAUUGGAAAAAACUAGGUUUAAUUCGUAAAAAGGCUCCAAAAACUGUACUAUGGAUGGUGAUGAACCUUGCGUUAGCACCUGAUACUCGAUUUUCAGAAGGUUUAGAAUUGAUAGAAAAAGUAUGCAAGGAUGAUAUACAAAAUUUCAAAGAUAUUAAAACCUUUCUCGAUUAUGUCAAGAAUCAGUGGAUUCCUCUAGCAUCUGUGCUAUGUGUUUGUGAUUGUAGCCAAAGAACAAACAAUGCAGUAGAAUCAUUUCAUAAAAACGCAUUUGACGAAUUAGGAGGCAAUCAUCCGCAUAUGUAUGCUUUCUUAACAAAAAUGGCGGCCUACAUUGCUUCCGAAGAUUUACAGUACUUAAGAGUUUUGAAAGGUUAUUCCAUUAGACGUAGAGAGUCGAAAACUUCUAUUACCAACGACGCUCAUAUUCUUUAUUGUCAAAAAGAAUUGAUUGAUAAAAAAAUUGAUUUAGAAGAGUUUUUGAAAACAGUCGUUACACGUGAACAUCAAAAUCAAUUAAAAGACUUGCUAGAAAUUACUGGUAUGCGAUAAAAAGUUAAACCUAUUUAAAUAUUGAUAAAAUUGUGAUAAUUUAAUAUAAAAUAUUUAAUAUUUCCAAUAUUGAAACGCUUGUUGAAAAAAUAUAACAAAUUUUACGCAUUAUCAAAAAGUUUUUGAGGAGUUUCAUAUAAUCACAAUAUGUAUUUCAAAACGUAUUAAAAAGAUUGGAAAUUUUGUAUUACACAAUUUAAAGACAAAAUCACAUAUCACAUUCUGAGGGGAUAGGGAAUCAAGCAAUUUGUGACACGAAUAAGAAAAAAUGGCGUUAAUGUACAUACUAGAGUGUGAAAAGGGGUAGAGAGGGUAAAAAAUGGUCAAAAAUAGUGUGACGUAAUAUUUGGAUAGCCCUUAAAGUAUUUAUAUAAAACUAAAAAACUUUUUGAUGCUGUAAAUUGUAAAAACAUAAAAAGUUAAAAUACAAUAAAUUUAUAGAAUUAUCAGCAACAUUAGAAAAGGAUAUUGAGCCUACAACAACAAGAAAACGAAAACCAACAGAGAAAAAACAAAAAGACUUGAAGCCAUCCUCAAAAAAAGAGCGCCACGAGUUUAAAACACAAAUAUUUAAUUCAACACGUUAUCUUUAAUGUUCAGUCAUUUUUGACGAAUAAAAAAUUAUUCCAUAUUUCGCAAUGUAACAAAUAUAAUUUCAUACAAUAAUAGUUUAUACAUACAAAUUAAAAUAGUCUUUAUAAUGUUGUGUCAAAAAGAUUUGAAUUGGUCUUUAAAGAUUCGAAAUCUUGAAAAAUUAUAUUGUUGUAUUGUCGGUCUUUGAACAUUUGGUUCAUGAAGAUUCAAAAUAUUAAAAUCUAUAUUAAU
This is a messenger RNA of Leptopilina heterotoma, 2102 nucleotides long. RefSeq lists its product as uncharacterized. Bases 531 to 1277 code for a protein of 248 amino acids. The record is from RefSeq and is a predicted model, not a curated record. The transcript has 5 exons. NCBI's taxonomy places the organism in Eukaryota, Metazoa, Arthropoda, Insecta, Hymenoptera, Figitidae.